GCAUUGAAAGAGUAUUGAAGGGAAAUGGAGGGAAAGCCAAGCUUAUGUGAGACCCAAGUUAGCAACGUCCUAGUUUUCCCUUUUCCAAUACAAGGUCAUAUAAACCCAAUGCUCCAAUUCUCCAAGAGAUUGGCCUCAAAAGGCCUAAGAGUGACCCUACUCGCCAUCACCUCCACCAACAAGCCAAUGCAACUCUCGGAAAGCUCCAUCAACAUUGAACCAAUCGAAUUCGAAGAAGGUGAAAAUGUAGCUGGGGUUGAUGAUUAUCUUGACCUUUACACAACAAUAAUACCAGGAAAGCUAGCCAAGCUCAUUGAGAAGAAGAAGAGCUCCCAACAUCCUAUAAAAUUCCUCGUAUAUGAUUCGGGUAGCCCCUGGACUUUAGAUGUGGCUCGAAGUGCAGGCAUAGAUGCAGCUCCCUUCUUCACUCAAUCUUGGGCUGUUAAUGCCAUCUAUUAUCAUUUCCACAAGGGGACUUUGAAACUUCCAUUGGAACAGCCUGUUGUUAAAUUACCUUCAAUGCCGGCACUAGAAGUAAGUGAUUUGCCAUCUUUUGUUCGUGAUACAGAAGCAUAUCCUGGCCUAGGCAACCUUGUACGUUCUCAGUUCACGAAUUUGGAAGAAGCAAGUUUGGUCUUCUGUAACACUCUUGAUAUGUUGGAAGAUGAGGUAAUCAGAUGGAUGUCAAGCUAUAAACCAAUCAAGACUAUUGGACCAACUCUUCCCUCAAUUUAUCUUGACAAAAGGUUGGAGGAUGAUAAGGACUAUGGUAUCAACCUAUUCAAACCAGAUACUGAUGCUUGCAUUAAAUGGCUAGACUCUAAGGAACCAGCCUCAGUUGUUUACAUAUCAUUUGGAAGCUUGGCUGCCUUAGGAGAAGAGCAAAUGGAGGAAAUAGCAUUGGGUCUAAAGAGAAGCAACAAGUUCUUCUUGUGGGUUGUUAGAGAAACAGAACAAAAGAAGCUUCCUACCAACUUUGUUGAAGAGGCAUUAGAGAAAGGAUUAGUAGUGUCUUGGAGCCCUCAAUUGAGAGUUUUGGCUCAUAAGGCAGUUGGUUGUUUUAUAACACAUUGUGGGUGGAACUCGACGCUAGAGGCACUUAGCUUGGGGGUGCCAAUGGUAGCAAUGCCACAAUGGACAGACCAACCAACUAAUGCAAAGUUUGUAGAAGAUGUGUGGAAGGUAGGAAUACGAGUUAGAGUGGAUAAACAUGGCAUUAUCAAAAAGGAAGAGAUUGAACGAUGUGUAAGAGAAGUUAUGGAAGGUGAGAAAAGUUUGGAUAUCAAAAGUAAUUCAGAGAGCUGGAAGAAAUUAAUCAAAGAGGCAGUUGAUGAAGGUGGAAGCUCUGAUAGGAACAUAGAUGAAUUUGUGGCAAAAAUUAUAUGCAAAUAGUUAUUAGAUGUAGCUAAUAAACUCAAAUAUUCUUGAAGUUGUGGGCUAACAUUCAAUAUCACACAUGACACAUUUGGCCUUAGUAGGGCUGAUGUUGCAAGAUUUUAUUAAUGAAUUAAGAUGUGACACAUGC
Rubroshorea leprosula is the source of this 1525-nucleotide messenger RNA. The record is from the annotation of a GenBank genome assembly. Lineage: Eukaryota; Viridiplantae; Streptophyta; Magnoliopsida; Malvales; Dipterocarpaceae.